CCCCCCCCCCCAAUUGCCCUAUGGGACGUGACCUUUGACCACUUGCGUGUUGGUUACGAAUUCGGCUUCACUCCUCUCUCGGCUCUCUUCCGCUUCUCCCAUUCGCCCAGAGCACACCCCUUCGACAACACACGAACCCACGGAAAGAAAGAGGACAACAUCCCAGAAGUUUAAAACACAAUUUCAAAACACAGGGAAAAAAACAUCCAAAGUGGGAAUUUGAUCUAGCCCAUUCCAACCCGUCCCGGAACGACAACGCAGAUCCAGGCACAGCCCAAGUCGUCCUCCCCCCCCAUUCUAAGAAUAUCAUCGUUUCACUCCUCUGGUCAACGACCCAUUCCCUUUAAAACACCCGGCAUACCCUCCCGACAUUUGGUCCCUUUUUUCCUCUUUUCUUCUUUUUCAAGAUGUCAUCCGCCGCCCAAGAAGAAUUCAAUCAACUCCUCCAGAACAAUCGAGACCGGUUCUCGACUCACCCUGAAGACCGAGACAAUCACUCCGAUCGAGACGACUCCGAUCACUCCUCCGACGAUAACGAUCACGAAGACCACAACCGCCCUCACUUCUCCGACGCAGACGACGACGACGACGACCUCCACAGAUCCUCUGCCAUGCACUCCCGUAACACCAGUACCUACAAGAUCCCCAAUGCCACCUUCGAUGCCAACACAGGCCCCAAGGGUGUCAUCGCCGACGCCCAGGCCUUCGAGCGUGCCCGCAAAUCCUCCUUCCGCCGCACCCUGCUGAGCGUCGCCGGCAUUGACCGACCCCACUACUCGAUGAAGUCCACCACGGACGACGCCACGCUGCUGCACAACUCCUCCCCGCCUGACGGGUCCUCGGGCAGCGAUGACGAGGAGCGGUUUCUGCGCCAGUGGCGCACCUCGCGCAUGCAGGAGAUGCAGGCCCGUACGCUCCGCAAGCCCAGUCCUCGCCGCCGGUUGUAUGGGUCCGUCGACCACGUGGAUGCCGUUGGGUAUCUGGAUGCCAUUGAGAAGGUCACUUCGGGGACGGUGGUGGUCGUCUGUCUGUAUGAUCCGGAGGUAUGUUUCUCUGAUUAUUGGUUGUAGUGGCCGAAACUAACUUUCUGGGAAGUCCACUCCCAGUGCCCUGGUCGAAGACUGCCUGAACACCAUCGCUCGCCGCCAACCCACCGUUCACUUCAUCAAGCUGCACCACGAAAUCGCGGAGAUGGAUAACAUCGAGGCCCCGGCGUUGCUGGCGUACCGCGAC
This is a messenger RNA of Aspergillus fijiensis CBS 313.89, 1233 nucleotides long. RefSeq lists its product as uncharacterized. Bases 408 to 1070 code for a protein of 220 amino acids. The transcript has a single exon. NCBI's taxonomy places the organism in Eukaryota, Fungi, Ascomycota, Eurotiomycetes, Eurotiales, Aspergillaceae. The record is from RefSeq and is a predicted model, not a curated record.